This is a messenger RNA of Drosophila guanche, 553 nucleotides long. RefSeq names its product cuticle protein 12.5. Bases 46 to 465 code for a protein of 139 amino acids. The transcript is spliced from 2 exons. Lineage: Eukaryota; Metazoa; Arthropoda; Insecta; Diptera; Drosophilidae. The record is from RefSeq and is a predicted model, not a curated record.
CGUGUUCUUGCCACUGCAACCCACAAACCCAAAACAAACUCCAAAAUGUUCAAAUACUUCUUGUUCGCCGUCGUGUGCCUGGCCAGCGCUGCUGCCGCACCGGGAUAUCUGGGCGGAUUGGGUGGUCCGUCGCUGCCACUGGCCGCCGCUCCGGCCAUCUCCUACGGCCAUGCCCUGGCCGCCCCGGCCUACAGCCAUGGCCUGACCGCUCCCUCGUACGCCUCCUAUGGCCUGGCUCCCAGGAUUAGCUACGCGGCCCCCGCUCUGGCCCACGCUCCGCUGGCUGCUCCGGCCAUCUCCGCCUACGGAUUGGGCCCCAGGCUCAGCUAUGCCUCUCCGGCUCUCGCCCACGCUCCGCUGGGUCUGGCUCAUGGCCCGCUGGGCUCUCCCCUGGGACUGGGCUACAAGUCGCUCGUGGGCCCCAGCCUGGCUGCUCCUGCCUACGGCCUGGCCCAUGGCUGGUAAGCGGAUGCCUCCUUCCAGCAUUUCCCCCGUUUCAGAGCAGAGGGAGAACCCCGUGGAAGACUUUCUCUUCCUUCAAUUUGCGCUACAA